AUGGGGACCGUUAGUGAGCUGUGUGCGUCCAGUUUCCAGGCUUUUCUCUGUCCUACAGUACGAGCAGGGGCACCUGCUACAGCCUCAGUGCCCGAUGACCUCAGUCCGGAGGAGCGACAGGAGCUGGAGAGCAUCCGCCGCCGGAAACAAGAGCUGCUGCAGGACAUCCAAAGGCUGAAGGAUGAGAUAGCAGAUGUGACCAAUGAGAUUGAAAACCUGGGCCUGACUGAAGAGAGGAAAAGCAUGCAGAGGAAUAAGCAGAUGGCCAUGGGCCGAAAGAAGUUUAACAUGGAUCCCACAAAGGGAAUUCGCUUCCUGAUCGACAGCUCCCUGCUGAAGAACACCAGCGAAGACAUCGCCCAGUUUCUCUACAAGGGGGAGGGGCUUAAUAAGACGGCCAUUGGCGACUACCUCGGUGAGAGAGAUGACUUCAACAUCAAGGUUCUGCACGCCUUCCUGGAACUGCACGAGUUCACGGACCUGAACCUGGUCCAGGCCCUCCGGCAGUUCCUGUGGAGCUUCAGGCUGCCGGGCGAGGCCCAGAAGAUCGACCGCAUGAUGGAGGCCUUCGCCCAGCGCUACUGCCACUGCAACCCCGGAGUGUUUCAGAGCACGGACACCUGUUAUGUGUUGUCCUUUGCUGUGAUCAUGUUGAACACCAGUCUGCACAACCCCAAUGUGAAGGACAAGCCGUCGGUUCAGAGAUUUACCGCCAUGAACCGAGGAAUCAACGACGGGGGGGACCUGCCGGAGGACCUGCUCAGAAACCUGUACGACAGCAUCAAGAACGAGCCCUUCAAGAUCCCGGAGGACGACGGGAACGACCUCACGCACACCUUCUUUAACCCCGACAGGGAGGGCUGGCUGCUGAAACUGGGUAUGCCACAGCUCACCUGUGAUCUGCCCUCAGGUGGACGAGUGAAGACCUGGAAGAGACGCUGGUUCAUCCUCACCGAUAACUGUUUGUACUACUUUGAAUACACCACUGACAAGGAACCCAGAGGGAUAAUUCCACUGGAGAAUCUGAGUAUCAGGGAAGUUGAGGACUCAAAGAAACCGAACUGCUUCGAGCUCUUUAUUCCCAACCACAAAGACCAGGUGAUCAAGGCCUGUAAGACGGAGGCGGACGGCCGCGUGGUGGAGGGAAACCACACCUUCUACCGGAUCUCCGCUCCCACCGCCGAGGAGAAGGACGAGUGGAUCAACAGCAUCAAGGCCGCCAUCAGCAAAGACCCCUUCUACGAAAUGCUGGCCGCUCGGAAGAAGAAGGUCUCCACUCUGAAGGGGCUGUAGACGGUUCAGGCAGCGCAGGCCAGCUGCAGGACCCGGACCCCGACCCGGACCCAGAACCAGACUCCAGCUCACCAAAAGGCUCCUUUUUUUUGUUAUUCUACGAACGACGGCCCGUCUGCAGUGGUUUGACUUCGGAUUUAGGCAGAGGAAGCCGGCGGUGAGCUCAGUUUGCUUCUGCUGUUGCUGAAAUCUGCAGAACUGACUUUUUCCACGCAUGGAGUAUCUCCAUUUCUCACACAGGGGAAAAAAAAAAAAAAAAA
Messenger RNA from Menidia menidia (Atlantic silverside), 1553 nucleotides. The record is from the annotation of a GenBank genome assembly. Lineage: Eukaryota; Metazoa; Chordata; Actinopteri; Atheriniformes; Atherinopsidae.